Daucus carota subsp. sativus is the source of this 3131-nucleotide messenger RNA. RefSeq names its product casein kinase 1-like protein HD16. Gene Ontology annotation, biological process: signal transduction; endocytosis; peptidyl-serine phosphorylation. Lineage: Eukaryota; Viridiplantae; Streptophyta; Magnoliopsida; Apiales; Apiaceae. The transcript has 18 exons. Gene Ontology annotation, cellular component: nucleus; cytoplasm. The record is from RefSeq and is a predicted model, not a curated record. Gene Ontology annotation, molecular function: ATP binding; protein serine/threonine kinase activity. Bases 465 to 2564 code for a protein of 699 amino acids.
AAACGAUGAUAUAAAUCCAACCCAAAGACACACAACAAACUCAUCUCUUUCUCAUCAAAGACUCUCUCAUCCUCCCUCACCGUCUCCCCGUACACAACACCACAAUCCCCAACCUAUACACACACCUAUACAUACACACAAACACACAUUUCCGAUUCUCUCCUCUCUCCCGAUGACUCAUCUCUCUCCGAUUCUCGACGCGUAGAGGUUCGAUUCACAUCUCUCUCCCAUCUCUCCAUCCCUCUCCCUGUCCCUCUCUCCCUCCCUCUCUCUCUCUCUCUCCCUCUCCCUCUCCCUAUCUCCCCCUCCUCCCUCUCUCUGGCUUCACGCUUCGACGCAUAACGGUUCGAUUUGCAUCUCUCUCUUCACGCUUUUCGAGGUUUUAUCUAUGGGUUAAGGUAUUUGAGGCUCCUUGAGGUCAGAGAAGAAAGUUUGGAGAAGAUAAUCACUUGCAUGGAAAAAAUAUGCCAGAUUUGAGAAGUGGAGUUCGUCAAUCAAAGAGGGGAAAAAAUGUUGAGGAGAACCCUGCUGUUUUAGCUCCCGCACCUCGACGUGGCACUAGAAGAGGCAACAAUUUGAAAGCUCCAGUUUUAAAAUCACCUUUGAAUAAUCCUGUGAACCCAGCAAAUCCCAGUCCAAUGUCAAGACCUGCUGGUAGAGGUAGGGGUAGGCAGACAAACCAAGAGAAAAAUGCUGAAAUAUUUGGUACUGGGGUUGGUGGUCGGGGUCGUGCAGUUUUAGAUGCAAGAGCAAAGGAAUUGGCUGCUAUUCCCGAUGUAGUGGCAGAAAAAAGUGCAGAUAAGUUAGCUGCCGCUGAGGAAGAAGGAAGUACAAGUCCACUUCCUGAAAGGGUGCAGCUAGGAAAUUCCCCAGUGUACAAGCUAGACCGGAAGUUGGGUAAGGGUGGGUUCGGACAAGUUUUUGUUGGAAGAAGGGUAACUGGUGGCUCUGGGAAUACUGGUCCUGAUGCAAUUGAGGUUGCUAUGAAACUUGAACAUCGAAAUGGCAAGGGAUGUAGCUAUGGUCCUCCUUAUGAAUGGCAAGUUUACAACACUUUAAAUGGAUGCUAUGGACUUCCCUUGGUCCAUUAUAAAGGUCGUCAAGGAGAUUAUUAUAUACUUGUCAUGGACAUGCUAGGACCAAGUUUAUGGGAUGUGUGGAACUCCAGUAAUCAGAUGCUGUCGGAAGAGAUGGUUGCUUGUAUAGGGGUGGAAUCAAUAUCAAUAUUAGAACAGCUUCAUUCUAGAGGCUUUGUACACGGAGAUGUGAAGCCAGAAAACUUCUUGCUUGGUCAGCCUGGAACAGCAAAUGAGAAAAAAUUGUACUUGGUUGAUCUUGGUUUGGCUUCAAAAUGGAGGGAUGCAUCCUCUGGUCGUCAUGUUGAAUAUGACCAAAAGCCUGAUGUUUUCAGGGGAACAGUGCGUUAUGCAAGUGUACAUGCCCAUUUGGGGCGGACAGGAAGCAGAAGGGAUGAUCUCGAGUCAUUAGCUUAUACUUUGAUUUUCCUCCUUAAAGGGAAGCUUCCAUGGCAAGGUUUUGUGGGAGAAAACAAAGGUUUUCUUGUAUGUAGGAAGAAGAUGGGAACUUCUCCAGAGAUGCUCUGUUGCCUAUGCCCUCCCCCGUUUCAGCAAUUCCUUGAGAUGGUGACUGAUAUGAAAUUUGACGAGGAACCUAAUUACUCAAAGCUGAUAUCCCUUUUUGAUAACAGCAUAGUUUCCACUGCCUCAUUGAGACCAAUCAAAAUAGAUGGUGCCUUGAAGGUCGGUCAGAAGAGGGGAAGAUCUCCUUUUGAGUUGGAAGAUAGUGGAAAUCCUAGAAAGAAAGUCAGACUAGGUACUCCAGCAACUCAGUGGAUCUCAGUCUAUUGUUCCAGGCCACCAAUGAAACAGAGAUACCACUAUAACGUGACGGAUUCAAGACUAUAUCAGCAUGUAGAGAAAGCAAAGGAAGAUGGAUUGCACAUUAGUUCUGUAGCUUCUUCCUCGAAUCUGUGGGCGGUUGUUAUGGAUGCAGGGACGGGGUUCACAUCCCAGGUUUAUGAAAUCUCACCUGUUUUCUUGCAUAAGGAGUGGAUAAUGGAACAAUGGGACAAGAAUUAUUACAUCACUUCACUUGCUGGUGCGUCCAAUGGAAGUGCCUUAGUAAUAAUGUCGAAGGGGACAUCCUAUACUCAACAAUCAUACAAAGUCAGUGAUGUAUUUCCUUUUAAAUGGAUCAACAAGAAGUGGAAAGAAGGCUUUUCUGUCACCUCAAUGACCACUGCAGGUAGCAGAUGGGGAAUUGUCAUGUCUCGUGAUGCAGGUUUCUCUAACCAGGUUGUAGAACUUGAUUUUCUGUACCCAAGUGAAGGAAUUCAUAGGAGAUGGGAGAAUGGAUAUCGAAUAACUUCAGCUGCUGCAACUGCGGAUCAAGCUGCCUUUAUAUUGAGUUCAUCAAAGAAAAAAUUACAAGAUAUAACACAAGAAACUUUGCGAACGUCUGCUUUCCCCAGCACCCAUGUUAAGGAUAAAUGGUCAAGAAAUUUGUAUAUUGCAACCAUUUGUUAUGGACGAACAGUGUCGUGAUGGCUCGGAUCAAAGGAACUUUAACUUGGGGGUGAUGACUAUUUUGAAUAAUUCAACACUGCUGUGCUCCGAUGACAGUGUAGAUGGUGGAGUUUUGCAUCAUCACUUGGUCUCUGUCAGGAGAGAACAUAAUAGAGGAGCUUGCUACAUGCUCAGUGAUAUCUCAGCGGCAUUCUUAUACCACUGAGGUAUCAUAAAAAAAAUAUGCUUUGGCAAGGACAGGAAAGAUGAGACACUCUUAUUUUUCUGUUUUUUCGUGUGAUACAAAUUGUUGACCCCCUUAGUGAAAGUGUUCCCGAGUCAUUACCAUACUAUUACCACUGGUGCCAGGAGUCUGUCCUAAAUAAUGUUAUGUACUGGACUACUAGUUUCGCCCCCAAUGAGUCACUUAUUUAACCUCUAUGCAGUUGUUGUAACUGGCAUAUAGUAUCUGUAUUUGUUGUCAAUAUCAUGAAGAAUUGCUUACAAUUUUACAAGUAUAUAAGCAUGAUUAUGGUGUGGAGUGGAAUUGUGUGAGGAUUAUAACAACCGUUGUUUCCGGUAAUGAUGCCUUUAUUGUCUUUUGCU